AUGUCCACCUCUUCGGGGGCUCCGGAGUCUUGGAUAUCUUCCUUCUGCUCUUUACUUGGCCACGAAUACUUUGCAGAAGUUUCUGAGGAGUUCAUUGAAGAUGACUUCAACCUCACGGGCUUGCAAAAUCAGGUCGCCAUGUACAAGGAAGCACUUGAGAUGAUCCUCGACGUGGAGCCUGAGGAAGACGAGGACGAAGAGGAGGAGGAGGAGGAAGACGAAGAGGAUAAUGAUUCGGGAGACCAAGACCGUCUCGGUCCCAGACACGACCGGAGACAACAUAGCCGCAUGGCGAGUGACCUUAGCGUCAUUGAGUCUUCCUCCGAGAUGCUCUAUGGCCUGAUUCAUCAACGGUUCAUCUGCUCACGGGCAGGAAUCCAGCAGAUGAGUGAGAAGUACGAGCUGGGUCACUUCGGCUGCUGCCCCCGCACAAACUGCGAUCAAGCAAGGACACUCCCGGUGGGACUCUCUGAUAUUCCUGGUGAAGACACUGUGAAGCUGUUCUGCCCCUCAUGUCUCGACGUCUACGUCCCCCCCAAUAGCCGCUUCCAGACGGUUGAUGGAGCCUUUUUCGGUCGCACAUUCGGUGCCCUUUUCCUCCUCACGUUCCCGGAGUACGACCUCACCAAGCGUGGAGCUGAGGUUCUCAGCAGCGGUGGCGCACGCAUCAACGAUGACUCGGUCGAGAUGAUAAACGGCAUGUAUGCCAAGAACAUUGCACCCGGUCUGGGUGCUGGUCGGAUAUACGAGCCUCGCAUCUACGGCUUCCGCGUCUCUGAGAUUGCCAAAUCGGGUCCGCGAAUGCAGUGGUUGAGGGACAGGCCGGACGACAUGACCGAACUGGACGAGGCGCGCCUCUAUGCGGAUGAGCACCCCGAUUCGGAUGAGGACGACGAGAACAUGAACGGCAAUGGACGGCCCGCACCUCGGCACCGUGCUCCACGUGGCAAUGCCCGCCUUCGCGGGCAACGCCAGGCCCAGAAUGGCAGCCCCAUGAACGUCGAGACGAAUGGUGCGGAAUCGGAACUUUGA
Molecule: messenger RNA, 1032 nt
Organism: Colletotrichum graminicola M1.001
Lineage: Eukaryota; Fungi; Ascomycota; Sordariomycetes; Glomerellales; Glomerellaceae
Product: casein kinase II regulatory subunit
Exons: 2
Coding region: 1-1032 (343 amino acids)
Cellular component (GO): protein kinase CK2 complex; cytoplasm
Molecular function (GO): protein kinase regulator activity
Source: RefSeq, a predicted model, not a curated record